Gekko japonicus is the source of this 984-nucleotide messenger RNA. Its product is annotated as pulmonary surfactant-associated protein B-like. The transcript has 5 exons. Gene Ontology annotation, cellular component: lysosome. NCBI's taxonomy places the organism in Eukaryota, Metazoa, Chordata, Lepidosauria, Squamata, Gekkonidae. Bases 14 to 511 code for a protein of 165 amino acids. The record is from RefSeq and is a predicted model, not a curated record. Gene Ontology annotation, biological process: sphingolipid metabolic process.
AGCCAUUGGUGGAAUGUGCCAGUGUUUGAUGGAGAAAUAUACUGUGAUCAUUGUUGAUUUGAUCCUGGGCAAGCUGGGGCCACGGUUGAUCUGCGGGAUGAUGCUCAUGUGUGCCACAGAGGAAAACUGUGGUCCAGAGAUCAAUCCAGGGUCACUCCCUUGCCAGGCCUGCCUCGCUGUCAGCAGCCACGUGAAGUUGUCCAUCAAGGCAAACAGCACCCAGGCUGAAAUAGAGGCAGCGUUGCUUAGCACCUGCAGCAGCACCUAUCCAGACUGGCAAGAAGAGUGCAAAAGCUUUGUCCACCAGUACCAGUCAAAGUGGGCCAUCCUGCUUGCAAAACCAUGGAGCUCCAAGACGACAUGCCAGGAACUGGGUGCCUGUGUGGCUGAGGGGGGACUGUUUCCAGGAGAUGCAGCAUGUGCCCGGGGCCCUACUUACUGGUGCUCCAGUUUGAGUGCUGCUGAGCAAUGCAAGGCUGUGCAACACUGCCAGGCUCACGUGUGGCUGUAGCCAGAUAAGAAUCCAGACACCAUCGGGUGCUGGGACAUGCUCCUGACCUCUGACCAAGUCACUAGGUUUCUUCCUGCUUAUUGAUCAUUGAUGGGAGGCAGAAUGUAAGAGGUCUGUGUACUCUUGAAUAUUAAAACUCAUCUCAACAAGGUACUGCACUGACUCUUGUCCUUGAACUGUAAAUGAGAACCGCAUACUACGAAGGAACUGCUUCUCUCUUCGUGCUCAGAGAUUAUGGCAUGAGGGAUACUGAGCAGCAAAUAAGGCUGGAUGAUGAGACUGCUCACAGUGGGAAGAGAGGAAGGAAGGAAGCGGGGGAAGAGUGAAAAUAAGCAGGGGCAGGAAGUUCUGGGGAAGCUGUAGGAAAAAAGCAAGGGCUAUAUAAUGGGGCCGGAUCCCAUUUUAAUUCCCUGCAUUCAACUUCCCCCCCUUCCCCUGCUGCAUGAAACACCCCUAAAGUGCCACUCCUGGGG